AUGGUCGCUCUCGCAGCUGCUGGAGUUUCAGCUGUACACAUCACAGCGCCGGUAAACCAAACAUACGACUACAUCAUCCCCCCAUCUUCACCCCCAUACCCUCUCAUCCUAACAUUCCACACAGACACCGUCCUCGUGAUCGAAUACGGCAACCUCGUAAACGACCCCAGCAUCCUCGUCCCAGCCAACACCCUAAGCUUCGCUCCAACUCCCGAACGCUACUUCAACUUCACGCCCGUCCCCAACGCCGGCCUCAAUAAUGACACCACGAGCCCGCUCGCAGCCGCCAUCGUCGGCGGUAGCAGUGCCGUAAACGGCAUGUUCUUUGACCGCGGCAGCGUCGCCGACUACGACGCGUGGGAAGCCCUCGGCAACAAAGGCUGGGGUUUCAAAGACCUGCUUCCGUAUUUCAAGAAAUCAGUCACUUUCACGCCGCCGAGUGAAGAAGUGGCGGAGAAGUACAACUACACGUGGGAUGUGGAUGCGGCGUAUGGUGGACAUGGUGAGAUUCAGGUUUCCUUUCCGCCGUACCAGUUCCCCGGUCAAGACCGUUUGUGGGAUGCGUGGAGGGAGAUUGGUGUGGAGAAGCCGAAAGAAGCUGCGGCGGGAGACGCGAUUGGGUCGAUCAUGGCGCCGAGUGCGUUGGAUCCCGUGUUGAGGACGAGGAGUUAUGCAAGGACGGCGCAUUAUGAACCGUACGCGAAAAGGCGGAAUUAUCAUCUUUUGACGGGGUAUCAGGCGACUGAGAUUUUGUUAAAGGAGGGUGGGGAGUUGGAAGCUGUCGGUUUGAGUAUGGUCAAGGUGGGACGUACUGAGAAGAGUGUUGUGAAGGCGAGGAAGGAGGUUAUCGUUGCGGCGGGUGCAAUUUGGACUCCCUGGCUGUUGCAGCGCAGCGGUAUUGGCCCAAAGAGUGUUCUUGAGGGGGCUGGUAUAGCGGUCAAGAAGCAUCUACCUGGUGUAGGUGCGAACUUUCAAGACCAUCCCUUUGGAGGCAGUGUCUGGAACUGGACGACCAACCCAUAUUUCCCCACCGCUGGAGCCCUGGCAACGAACCAGACCUUCUACACCGAAGCCGAGAAAGAGUACACACAGUCGCGCGAAGGCCCUCUCACGACAUCGCGGGGCAACCAGGCUGCCUUCCUACCCCUCAGGACUGUCGAUCCAGAAGGUUGGCAAGCCCUCGUCGAUGCUGUCGCGGCUCAAGAUCCGACUCCCUACCUCCCAGCUCAAUACGAUGAGACGCUCGUUGCAGGCGCCAAAGCUAUACACAACAUCACCGCCGAAUACCUCGCACGCGACGAUGCCGCAGCCUUUGAAUUCACCUUUGCAGAAGGGCCCAUAGGAAACGCUGCGAUCAUGCGCCCAUUGAGUCGGGGUACCGUAAACAUCAACCCGGCUGAUCCUGCAUCAGGCCCACUAGUCGACUGGCGCACCUUCUCCAACCCUCUGGACAUCAAAUUCGCCGUACAAAUGGUGCGCUUCUCGCGGCGCUUCAACACUCUCUCCUCUUUCUCUGGUCUCGGCGCUGUUGAGCUCUCGCCUGGAGCCAAUGUCACCAGUGACGCUACGAUCGAAGGGUAUCUGCGCAGUACGAUGGAUCCUACGUUCGUUCAUAUGGCUGACACGGCGUCGAUGCUUCCGGAAGAACUUGGUGGUGUUGUAGGAACAGAUUUGAAGGUUUAUGGUGUUGGGAAGUUGAGUGUGGUUGAUGCGAGUAUUGUUCCGUAUUUGCCGGCGACGCAUCUUUGUACGACGGUUUAUGCUAUCGCGGAGAAGGCGGCAGAUGCUAUCAAGGCGAGGACGGGGUGGGAUGAGUAG
Messenger RNA from Alternaria novae-zelandiae, 1818 nucleotides. RefSeq lists its product as uncharacterized. Gene Ontology annotation, molecular function: flavin adenine dinucleotide binding; oxidoreductase activity, acting on CH-OH group of donors. The coding region runs from base 1 to 1818 and encodes 605 amino acids. Lineage: Eukaryota; Fungi; Ascomycota; Dothideomycetes; Pleosporales; Pleosporaceae. Gene Ontology annotation, biological process: secondary metabolite biosynthetic process. The record is from RefSeq and is a predicted model, not a curated record. The transcript is spliced from 3 exons.